Kazachstania africana CBS 2517 is the source of this 489-nucleotide messenger RNA. RefSeq lists its product as uncharacterized. Lineage: Eukaryota; Fungi; Ascomycota; Saccharomycetes; Saccharomycetales; Saccharomycetaceae. The record is from RefSeq and is a predicted model, not a curated record. Bases 1 to 489 code for a protein of 162 amino acids. The transcript has a single exon.
AUGGGGCUGUUCAAGCACAAAAGACAGCAUGCACCCGAUCCAAUAGGCAUUGGGAACUAUAAGAGACGCAAGCUGAUAGAAGAUUUUGCGAAUCUCUCUUUGGAUGCUAAUUCUCCUACUACUCCAUCUUCAAAUGACGUAGCUGUUACAAAAAUCGUACCAAGUCGUGUUGAUCUUCCUAAAUCUGUUAGGGAUAGGCUUCUCAUGUUUCAGGAUUCAGAAGAAGAAGAAUCAUACUUGGAUAAUGGGAUACUCAUUUCCAAGAUAGCGGAAUGGAUUAAGAUGGAGGCUUCACAGAUGGUGAAAUGGGUUGAUUGGAGACAGAUGAUCUAUUUUACUUGGCUGAGAUGGUAUCAGUCUACUUUUCUCCCGAAAAAUCAUUUUGAUGUCGAAGGUGACUACGAUGUCGAUUUUUUACAGUAUGACAGGUUAUCAACUACUGAUAAUGACAAGGAAUAUGAUGAUAUGGAUAUUGACAUGCAGGGAUAA